This is a messenger RNA of Loa loa (African eye worm), 501 nucleotides long. RefSeq lists its product as hypothetical. The coding region runs from base 1 to 501 and encodes 166 amino acids. Lineage: Eukaryota; Metazoa; Nematoda; Chromadorea; Rhabditida; Onchocercidae. The transcript has 2 exons. The record is from RefSeq and is a predicted model, not a curated record.
AUGGUGGUAACAAAGUGUCGGGGAGAUUUGCGAUUGCCGACAUUAGCUUCGGAAAUGCUUUGCUUCAGGAUGUGGUUCGUAAUAAGCAAUUGUUGCUUAAGUCAGACUCAUCAAAUUGCACUAAAGCGCCCUAUAUUGCUCACUACUGUUAAGAAGGAUACACAGUUGCGCUUUUGCAUGUGUGUCGAAGUUGGAAUUGCAUUCAUUCAUUCAUUCAUUCAUUCAUUCACUAAUCAAAGGGAUGAAAUAUUUGUAGUGAGACGUGUUCCAAUAAGAUGUUUUAUUAAGAGUUUACGCAUACAUGCAUAUACUCAUACACGCAUACAUGCAUAUACACAUACACACGUACAUGCAUGCACGCAUGCACGCAUACACACAUACACACGUACACGCAUACACGCAUACACGCGCACACGCAAACAUUCAUGCAUACAGGGUAUAGAGCAUUACGAGGAAUGGAUGAAUACCAUCUAUCCCUAUAUAUUACCGUUGUCAGGUUAG